CGCACACAAACGUCGCGUUCGCGUUCGUUCGUUCGUCGUCGUCGUCGUUUUCCUUCGCCACCUUCUUCAGUGCGUGUGAAUCUGGAUGUGCGUCGAUCUUCAUUCCCGAAAAAGAAGGAAAAGUCGGACAUUGUUUUAUAAUUUGGAGUUUUUAUUGGAAAGAUAAGGAAUUUAGCUCCGUUUUUAGGGAAAAUAUAGGCAAGUGUUAUUGUGCAAGGCAUUGUGAAUUGAGGUGAAAAGUUUGGUAGACGCAACGCAAUGGAUGGCCGACGAAAGUGAUUGAUUGAUUGUUGCCUCGGGGGAAAAAGGAUUUUUCAUUGGGCAAGGCUCGCAUCCGAGCGGAGCAACAUGCCAUUGAGUCCGGACUGGGAGGAUUCCCAGCAGGCUGGUUGCAGCAGCAGUAGUUUCAGGAGAAAACCUGUACCGAGUCGGUUUACCGGUUCGAACGAUUCGGCCCGGUGCGAAAACGUCCUGCUCAAGGUGCUCAAUCGUGAACACUGCGGGUACUUUAGCACUGGGCUGAACAAACGAUCGCAUCGGGAAGCGUUCCGGGAAGUUCCCGCACAUCUGAGCUUCUGCUUGAAGGAGAUCGUUCCCUACUGCUAUCUGAAGGGGCACGUAUUCAUGGGCCUAUCUGCAUGUGGCCAGUUCCUGCUCAGCUAUAAAGCUUCCUACGACUACGAAGAGGUUAUCACAAAUGAGUACAACUUUUCGUCCAACUAUAAAUAUGAGUUGUACUUCUGGAUCUACCGACCGCACUUCCUGCUGAGCAAGUACUUCCAGGUGUGUCUCUUCGAUGAUCAUGGUGUCGAUGAUAUCAAAACCGUAUCCAUUACGCAGUGGAAAACGGAUCAGCGGUUGUUGAUUGUCCACGGGGCCAGCGAGAAAGAGGAUAUGGAUUCCUACGUGACCGUUGUGCGGGUGCCGAAGUUGGGUUGCAUGGACUGUAAACAGAUGAGGACGGCAGACGAGGAAGAUGGUGGUGGCCAGGGUUCGCUUUGUAUCAACUGCAACAUGACGAUCCAUACCAAGUACCGGAACUCGGAUUCGGGGCCUAAGUUUAACCCGAAGUACAAUCUGAACUGUCCUGGGUACAUCAUCAUGAGCGAAAACAGCUUCAUUCACACCAUUAACAUUCGGCUGGACACGAGUCGUUGUCCUCGGAAGGUGCUAUCCGGUGUCAUUAGUAGCAAGUAUAUUUCCAAAUAUCCACGCAUGAGUCCGGAAAUAGAGCUGAAGCCGAUGAAUCUCGUCGAGGAAAAAAUCUUUGUCUCUAAGUCAGAACCUCUCAAACCUUCCACUAGUGACAUUUUUCCUGCGCCAAAUCUUCCUGCCCCUUCGCAAUCCCUGAGCAUAGCCGAUCAAAUUAUUGCCGACUUUGCCGAGUAUGAGACUGAAACCUUCGAAUCAAAGUGUUCCCAACCCAUGUAUUCCUCGCUAGGCCAUAAUCGUACCACCAGUAGGUUGUCCUCCAGUUCGUCUUCUUCCUCGAGAUCUCAUUCGACUGCGGUUGCCCAAUGUCCAGAGAACUUUGACGAGCUGGUCAUCACCUGUGAUCCUCGGGGCCCACCAGCUACCCCGCGGAGUUCCAUGAUAACCCGGGGAGCAGCCGCCCGCCUCUCGGAAGCCCUCUCGCCGACUUCCAACAUCCGACUGAUGAACCAUAGCAACAAUACAAACAUAGAGCUAAGACUUACGCCGGAUGUCCACAAAUCCUAUGUAACUCGGGUGGAGCUUUCGGCGGGUUCUUCCAGUGGACCAUACUCUUUACUAUGUGGUGCUUCCCAACGUUCGAGUGCUGCCAAUUCAACUAAGACUCAAUCUCCGCUCGAAUCGAGCGGAACUCCAUCAUGUUCCUCAUCGUCCACCCCGAAUGGACGGACACCGCUACGAAGACGAUCGUAUCUCUCUAUUGGAAGCAGAUCGGCUGAUCCGAAUGUUCCUAGCCAAACCGAUGGCCCUAACGACGUAGCUUCCAAGGCCUACGAAUUCUCCGAAGACAACGAACGAUGCGAAAAGAUCAGCAUUUUCCGAAAGCGACGCCUAGCCGACAAGAAGUACGAAUUUUCCGAGGAUAGUAGCCAUGGGGACAAUGUUAUUGUCCCGUUCAACCGACUCCGGAACCAAAUCCGGACCAGGUCCACUAGUCAAGCCCUGAUCUGCAGUCCUUCGCAUCCUGGAUAUGAAAUGACUACCCAUCUCCAUCGAGCAUCCCCGAACCAUGGCUUUCGGUCACCUUGUGGAUCUCCCGUGGGUAACCGUUACCUUCGAUCCCCACCAGGGAUUCGCUCUCCAAAUUACUAUCGUCACCAUUCUCCAGUUGGGACACCUCGCACCACCCAGACUCCUCAAACCGCAGCACAACUCAUCAAGAUGGCCAACUUUGAUCCGAAGGAUUACAUCUACCCUGGUGGAGGCGGGGCCGCCACCGUCGCCGAGGACAUCCCCAAAUUCUUCAUCGAUGCCAUCCAGAAGUUCAACGAGAAGAAACUUCAAGCGGACGACGAGGGCAACAACGAGAACUUCAACUCGGACAAUCUUCUUCCGCUGAAGGCGGCGGAUCUGACCGGGUUCGGUUGCAGCAACGGGACGACGGUACAGGAGGCAAAGCCGGAGAAGAAACCCACCUGCACCAAGAAGAUUGUGAAGAUCUUCGUCGAGGAGGACGAUGCCAACUCGGUGCUGACCACGGAAGAGGAUGACUGCAUCUCGCCCGGUUACCACGCGUCGCUCCCGAUGGAGGUGCACGGAUCGUGCUACGCCAACAUGCAGAUCGUUUCGCCAAGCUCGUACCAGAAGCUAAACUGCCCGGCGGUGGUUGUGACGCAGAAUUCCUUCGACAUGGAGGCGUUUUCGUUCCACGUGGCCAACCACAUCUGCGCCAAGCACGACAAGAAGUACGGCAUCCUGUUCGACUCGGCGUACGAGCUGACGCAUGUCUGCCCGCUGACGGAGACUAUCACCUGCACGAUGGUGCUGCAGUUCACGGCCAGCGACGCCAGCAAGGUCAAACAGUGCCACAACUGUUCCACCACCAUUGACUGUCGGACCCAUCGGAAGAUCUACCAGUGCCGGUCGUUGUUCACGUGGAACAUCACCAGCGGCGAGUGGACCGUGCUGGAUUACGGCUCACUCGAAUCGGGACCCUACCUAGAGGUGAAGAAACUGGCCAGCAACUACAACCGGCUGUUGGGGAAGCUGCGCAAGUUCACCCGGAAGUUGUUCCACCCGGAUUCGGACGAGCUGGAUAGUAACCGGACGUACGAGUAUCUCGGCCAUCUGCGGGUGCUGGAUUCCAACAACGAGAAAACCAAACAGCGGCUGGUAGAUCCGUUGCACCUGAUUGAGUUCUUUCGGAAGCAGCCGCAUGACACCGGCGGGGACUCGGACGAUAGCGACGACGAUGACGAAUCCAUGGCCAGUUCGCUGGGGUCGUCCGGCCACGAGGAAGAAGAGGAGGAGGAAGAGGACAAUACGGGGACGGUGUUGGAGGGGGACGCCCUCACCUCGGAGGACACGGUUAGUGAUGAAGAUGAUAUUUAAUUUUAGCUAGGAAUGAAACGUGAUUUGUAAAUUCAUUCAUUUUAAUUGAUCGAACUGAUAAUCCCUGGGCUUGGUUUAUAUCUUCCAGGAAGCAUUGAUUUUCGUCAUAUGACCAUUGUGCUUUGCAGUGUUGAUUGGUUGAACUGAAUGUAGAUUCAAUGGUAAAUUUUAAAAUCAGAUAAUUCAAUCCUCUGAUAUAGUGAUUCCAAUUAUACUACGGCAUAGUGUAACGGUAUGUUGUCGAAAUCACUUAUGUACCGGGAAAAUAUAAUUCCAAGUUGGUGAGAAUAUUACCACUGAGGAGGGUUAUGAGCCCAGUCAGACCCUUGAUGGGACAAUAAUGUGGGAUAGUAUAUGGGAAUACCAUUGAAGGUGGUAAUAAUCUCCGAGGCUUAUGAAAUCCGACAGGGCGCGUGCAUUAGGCUGCGGAUCUAUGCUAAGGGAGAUCAGUAGCAUCUGUUUGUUAUUAGUAGAACAAAAUGCCGUUCUAUGAAAACGCAGUGUGAGUGAUCUCCUAUGGUGCUGUAGUACUAUAAAUGAUCUCAUUCUCUGUGAAUUCUAACUUUGGCUAUCUAGUCAGUAAAUAGUAAAAUUAUUAAGAUAGCUUAAGAGCUAAACCUUAAAAGCAUACAUUUUCUAAAUAUGACAAGGUUUUGAAGACAAACAUGAGAUGAGUAUCAGAUUUUAAUCUUUUAAUGAGUCAUUAGCAUAAUCGUAUGUGAGACAUAGGGGCAUGUCGAGCAAUUGAUUCAGUACUACAAAUCCACGCGGACAAUUUCAUUACAAACUAUUGGUUUUCGUCAGUCUUAUGACGGAAAGGCUCAGCUAUGCUGCAAAUCCAUAUAUUAGAGUCCGUUCAUAAACAUAUAGACCGAACCAUCAUAAAAUUUUGUCCAUGCAAAACCAAAAUUGCAUGAAGUUACAACUUUGCCUCUCCUCAUGAAGUAUAUGUGAUUUAUGAACGAACUCCUAGUUGAAUCAAAUUAUUGGAUUUUUAUUUCUGGGGCACCCAUUGGGUAUAUCACUUCAAUAAUACAAAUACCGCUAACUCUUCUGUAGUUCUCUGUAGUUAUACUAUCCAUUUGAAGAUGUAUAGUAAAUAGUAGUAGUUCAUAUAACCAAUAACUAUAUAACUUCCUCAAUCCUCUUUGUAAAAUUUGGUAGAUAGUAUGACAGCAUUGAUUGAAACACGAGAGCUCUUAUAUCAUGUUAUUAUUCGCAUGAUUAAUUAUUUUAUGAACAAUAAUUUUAUUGACGAAUCCGAUUUGAAAUAUUUGAAUAGUAAUUUUUGUUAAGCCAUAUUAAAAUAAUCACUAUCAUUAUCAAUGAAUGCUAUUUACCCAGGAUCUUCGCUACAUUAAAUUUUGAAUUAUAAUCCAGUAAUUACUGGAGGCUUCACUUAUUAACAAAUUUACAACAAACACGCUAUAACAGUAUCUAGAGAAUCGUGGAGGGUGAGAAACCUGAACUAGUAGCAUUAUUCAUAUAGAUUAACAAUUAUACUCUAUUAUUUUCAAUCAUUGCAACAUUAUACUAAUAUUUGCGGGCCGCCCAUUUGCGGAGUUGUGCGGCCAAUUAUUCUCUCUCCAUUCCAGAAACGACCGUUUUGAAGCAAGAAAUGUCCUGAUGGCCAACACAAACGGGACUUGUCACACACAAGAUAAGUACAACAAUUUUAUAAUCAGGCACCCAACUCUUUCUACUACUUUGGUAAUAGAUAAUGCAAUAUGCAUACUUCAAUAUCAAUUAUUUGUUUGUUUGCGCCUUUAUUUAUGACACUAUUGAAGCAUUCGUGUCGCCGCGAAAUAGUUUACAAUUUAUCUUAUUCACAUUUUUCAAUUCACUUUAAAGUAUCUAACACUGCUUUUACAAUUGUGUAUGUAAACUUGUAUCUUAAUUAUGUUCAUUAUUAAUAGUAGACUGAUAAUCCAAGUUUAGUGAUUUUUUUGUCCAAGGAAUAGAAAGAGUUGGUGUCAUAAUCAAUACAAUACUUGAAACUGGAAACUCCUUAUUUCCCCCUAUGGGUUAUAGGGAGGGGCGGGACAUUCGAGCCUACUCAUCAGUGGAAAGGACUUGAUAUGCUAAUCGGUUUAGCAUAGGGCAGAUACAAGUCUACUGGUAGACGUAUCGCCCAGCGAAACAACGCAGAUUGGCCACGGCCCGGGGGUGCGUUGAUUAUAACAGAAUAACAGAACAGAAUUUUAAUUGAUCGAACUGAUAAUGGCAACAUCGUGAUAUUCAUGUGUUUGAGAGAGUUUGUAUUUUCCUAAUACUUUCUACCUGUUAUCAAGCGAAAGUACUUUCAAAUGUGUGUCUCUCUUUUUCUUCACUCUUUUAUCUUUACGGCCGUUGAUCGGAGCAAUCUUUUUAGCAUGUAGUCGUUUUAGGAACUCGUCUAUAUUUGGGAGGGUAUAGAUUCAAAGGGGCAUGUUGUCAAUCGAUUGAGCGAUUGUGCUAUAAAUUAUUGGCUGUUUUCAUUCUUGAAUCCAGAAAAAAGUCGUAUUUAUUGAGAGUCCCAAUUAACCAUUUUCCAUUAGAGUGUUAAGAUAACGUUCGAUCAAAUAUAAUAACGAAAAGCAGGAUUUGCGACGAUAAGAUAAAAUUUUCACUCCUCGCAUGGAUCAUACCGUCUACCGUUUGCGAUAUUGUUUGCGGUUUAGGGACGAAAGUUCGAAGAUAACGUAGGUUGAAUUUCUCCCUUCUUUGGAAAAAAGGUAUUCGACCUUUUGUCCCUCCCGGUUCUACUCUUUAACCUUAUGUCCCUUCGAUAUUUUGUAUUUUGACUUUUGUCAACGAUUCAUUGUUUGUGGAUAAAAAUAAAUGGGUAUGCUCAUGAGAAGCAAUGAGAAAGCAAUUUGAAGGUAACGGAUUUAACUUCUGACUUAAUAGUUUUCUUUUUAUCGAGAUACUUUCUCAAAGGUAGAUAAAAUAGGACAAGUUAUGCAAACAAUAUCUCGCAUACGGAAGACUCGUAAGGCAACAUUGGAUGAAGAGGAGGAACCGAUAUUAGUGAUAAUUGCAAAUGAUAAAUAUUUCCGUAGGCUGCGAGAAGACGAAGACGUGAAACCAGUUCAGAGAACACAAAAUGCUCAUUAGGUCGUUUGAAAUGAAACGGAAUAAGACAAUGCAAUGCAGAUUGAAUUAUGUAUGUCAAUAAGUCUGAGUAACUUAGAGCGCUUUUACCAACUACAUACUACAUAUUAUAACUGUGUAAAAUCGUAAAGCACAUCGAACAGCAUAAGAGUUCCAGUAAGGGUGGUAAAUCUCCUGAAAUUCAUCCCUACAAUUCGGAAGACUAUCUUCCAUUAUACAGUAAUAGAGUAUGUUUCGUGGUUCAUAAUAAAGUUUAAAAUUCAAAACUUAAUAAA
Aedes albopictus (Asian tiger mosquito) is the source of this 6911-nucleotide messenger RNA. RefSeq lists its product as uncharacterized. Gene Ontology annotation, cellular component: Cul4-RING E3 ubiquitin ligase complex. The record is from RefSeq and is a predicted model, not a curated record. The transcript is spliced from 6 exons. Lineage: Eukaryota; Metazoa; Arthropoda; Insecta; Diptera; Culicidae. The coding region runs from base 349 to 3543 and encodes 1064 amino acids. Gene Ontology annotation, biological process: protein ubiquitination.